GCAAAGCUGUCAGUGAAGGUUUGCGAAGGGAAGGAAGCGCUUUAAGAAUUACUGAAAUCCUGCUCUGUCCUUCCCGUGAAAGAGUGUAAAUGUGACGGCGUGUGCUCCCGGAGAGGUGUUUUUACAGCCAGGAGAAGCAAAAGAACGCUUUAAUCAGCCGAACUGCAGUGGAGAAGCCGAGUGUUAUCCAGCUAGCUAACAAUAAAAAACAGGCAAAUGGCGUUGAAGAGGAUCCAGAAGGAGCUGACGGAUCUCCAGAGGGAUCCUCCUGCCCAGUGUUCAGCCGGACCAGUGGGAGAAGACUUGUUUCACUGGCAGGCGACGAUCAUGGGGCCUAAUGACAGUCCUUACCAAGGUGGCGUCUUCUUCCUAACCAUCCACUUCCCUACAGACUACCCCUUUAAACCUCCCAAGGUCGCAUUCACGACAAAAAUCUACCAUCCCAACAUCAACAGUAACGGCAGCAUCUGCCUCGAUAUCCUGCGCUCGCAGUGGUCUCCCGCACUCACCGUAUCGAAAGUUCUGCUCUCCAUCUGUUCCCUGUUAUGUGACCCGAACCCUGAUGACCCUCUAGUGCCUGAAAUCGCACACACGUACAAAGCCGACAGAGAAAAGUAUAACAGACUAGCGAGGGAAUGGACGCAAAAGUACGCUAUGUGAGAGGAAGACGUGCUGUCCGCACAAACACGGCGCAGCGAGCGAACGCACAGAGGAACCUGUUUUAACUUUUUUAAACGUGAGGAGAGCGAGAGAGGUAGAGAGAGGGGUAGAUACGGAUCAACACCGACGCUUUGGCUGGGAGGAAGCAGAGAGAGCGGAGACACCUGAGAACACCACCAUCGCACGCCGGCUGUACGCCGUUAUCUCAGAGCCGCGCCCGGAAAUGCACGCAGCCUGGAAAACACUCGGGAAGACUCCAAACCCGGGAAAUGAGACUUUUACCGACUAUUACUUUGGUGACAUUUUGUUUCUAAGGGUUCCUCAGUGUUUUCGGAGAUUCAGCCAAAAGGCUUCGCUCAUGUACACACCGUCUCUGGGCAUUUCCUGUACAUAUCCUGUGUGUGGGGUUUUUUUUUUUUUUGCCUUUUCCUUAACAGUUUACACUCAGGGGCACGAUACGCUUCAUAACCCAUUACAGUAUUAACAACACGACACAACGGUUCCUCGUCAAGCCGAACCUCUCGUUUAUCGAAUGUGAAAAAUAAAUAAAUAAAUCCGUAUUAGGCUGCGUUCACACUCGGUCCAAAUUCGGUUCAUCCGAUCGGAAUCGGAUCACGUAUCGCAACACGUGUUGAACAGCUGAAUAUCGCACAAGAUCCCAUUUCUACAAAUCCAUUUAGGUCUGAUUGGAUUUCAGGUACAGGAAACAUGCUCGCUUCAUCCGCAUCAGCGCACGGAAUAAAGCGCAACGGGAACGCCUCUUCCGUCUCCCGCGUCUGCGCCACGCCUCCACGUUGCCAUGCUCUAAACAAACAAAGCCCCUUUUUCAUCACCCUCCAUUUUGAUUUCUUUGUCAACUACUUCUGUGUGCGAUGUCGUUACUAUAGCAACAGAUGUCAGUCAGACUGAAGAUGAGGAUUGUCUCACGGACACUCGGAUCAGAUCACAUGCAGUAUAUAACGUGGAAAGUCGAUCAGGAAGAUCGGAUUUGGACUGACGGUCUGAACCUCGCCUUGUAAACACCAGGACAGGACUCGGGAGAAUCCGUGCUCGUCCCGUUUAAGCCGUAUUUGUCUAAGAUACAAAUAUAAAACGUAAAAUUACAAUGAAUUCAUGUGUGAAGGUGCAUAAAACAUGCGAAGGAAAAAAAGAUGUCAGAUUUCUGCAAUCCGAUGUGUUUACUGACACAAUAAAAAGGCAACAAAUAAUAGACGGAACAGAAAAAGAAACAAGUGUUAAAUUAUAAUAAUAAAAUAAAAUGUUGUAUGGUUUUUACGUAACGUUUAACGCAGCUCUUUUCUACCUGGGUUUCCUCAGAUACAGAAAAUCCCGAGAUAUCAGAUUAACAGUGUACAUGCACUGAAUAAUCUGAUUAUGGAGCUGAAAUCCAGUUUGCUUUAUCACAGAUUUAACGACUGGUAAUCCGAUAACGAUCGUAUUUAGGCACGUGCUGAUAAUCAGUGUUGCGAUACAUCGUGAUAUUGAACACGAGAUAAAAAUCUGUACCUUUCGGAGCGUAGUACGAAGGUUGUUGAUUCCGUUUUGGAUUUUUGAAAGGGAGGGGCUUACCUGCUCUUCUGUCAAUCACAGCAACACCAGGCACCCUUGAUCUUGGGUAUUGAUGCGCUCGUGCAUGCGUAAGAGGGCGAAUGGCGCUUGAAAAAAAGAUGCAGGUGGUUGGCGCUACGUGUCUCGGAGGAAGCACUUGUUAGCCUUCGUGAGCUGGUGGGCGGGAUUAGGGAGGAAUUCAAAUUGUAGAGGAAAUGGGGCGGGGUUUUGUGGGUGGGAGGGCAUUUCUUCUACGAUACAAUAUCCUGUUAUUGUGCGAUAUUCAUGAAUCAAUCCGUGUUUAAUUUGCAGGAAAGCAAACGUUUGAAUGAUUCCGAAAUGGAGUAAACGGGACACGCGGAUUCCGUACGAUGUGAUACGACCGUCUUUUGUCAUGCGUCUUGAGUGUGUAUGAGUGAAGUGGCGCAGUAUAACAAGAACAACUUUGUUCUGAAGUGGUUUUAGCUGUUUGUUUUUGCCCUUAAUGGUACCCAAACAGAGUCCUCACCCUCUCUCCUUUACCGCCUCACGCAGAUUUUCUAGCCCCAAAACCACAAAUGCAUGUUAUUUUAUGUUAUGUUAUUCUAGUAUAUGUUUAGGUGAGUGUUCUGGGUUUUUCUUUUUUUUUUUUUUUUUAGGAAUCGAGGCCAAUGUUCGUCCAUAAUUCAGCACAUUUUCUUGUUGAAAACCUCUCGGAGCAAUACCUUCGCUAAAGCAGGACUGUGAAAAUACAAACUCCAGCUUUUUCAGUCUAAAGUUCUGCUUUUUGAAUGCGAGUUUUGUUUGAACGCAAGCGAAACAGAUAGCCGCUAAUGUUCUGUCCUAGCUUAGUGAGCGAAUGUAGAUGAUGUAAUUGGCAUGUGAGCAAGACAAGAUCUGGACUGAGGUCCGUUUCCUGCGUAUUGGUUUUUAAACGCUUAUUAAACCCGAAACACAUCUGAAGUGGAAGGUGCGGGCUUAGUGAAGUUCUCCGGGUUUAGUCCCAGCAUUAAACUUGUACUGGAGUCUUCCAUUCGUUUGUUCGUUCGUGCUCGCAAGCGUCCGUUUAGUUUUUCUGAGCCGGGUCACGUACGAACUUGAUUUCAAACUUGAAUUUUGAGCAAAUUUGGUACGAUGCUGUGAAGCAGCAAAUCAGUCCCUCUCGUUUGUAGUUCCGCACAAAAAGGAAGAAAGACCUGGGUUGGAAGGAAGGAGGAGAGAUGGUUGGUGGAUCGUUUGGCGAGUGUGCGUGUAGCGAAUGCAGUUAAUACAAAACUAACCCAAAAGCGAGCACAGUAGCAGCCGUAUGAGCAACUUGUCAUCUCGUAGUUUGAACCUAGCGUCCAUCUAUAUAAUCAGCCGAUCCCUCGACAGCAGCACGAUGCAUCAAAUCACGCAGAUACGAAUCAAGAGCUUCAGUUAAUGUUCACACAUCAGGAUGGGAAAAAUUGUGAUCUCAUAGUGAAGUGUGACUUUCUUUCUUUCUUUCACUGUGGCAGUAUGGGUGUUGGUUUGAGCCAGAUGAGUAUUUUUGGUUUGAGUAUUUCAGAAACUGCUGAUCUCCUCCUGGGGUUUUCACACACAACAGUCUGUAGAGUUUACACAGAAUGGUGCGGAAAACAAAAAAACAAGCAUUGAG
Molecule: messenger RNA, 3826 nt
Organism: Neoarius graeffei (lesser salmon catfish)
Lineage: Eukaryota; Metazoa; Chordata; Actinopteri; Siluriformes; Ariidae
Gene: ube2d4
Product: ubiquitin-conjugating enzyme E2D 4 (putative)
Exons: 7
Coding region: 217-660 (147 amino acids)
Biological process (GO): ubiquitin-dependent protein catabolic process; protein polyubiquitination
Cellular component (GO): nucleus
Molecular function (GO): ubiquitin conjugating enzyme activity
Source: RefSeq, a predicted model, not a curated record